This is a messenger RNA of Aspergillus aculeatus ATCC 16872, 1650 nucleotides long. RefSeq lists its product as uncharacterized. Bases 1 to 1650 code for a protein of 549 amino acids. Lineage: Eukaryota; Fungi; Ascomycota; Eurotiomycetes; Eurotiales; Aspergillaceae. The transcript is spliced from 4 exons. The record is from RefSeq and is a predicted model, not a curated record. Gene Ontology annotation, molecular function: monooxygenase activity; iron ion binding; oxidoreductase activity, acting on paired donors, with incorporation or reduction of molecular oxygen.
AUGUCCAUCCUCACCAUCCUAUGCCUCGCGCUCGCGCUUUCAGCCAGCUACAUUCUCGCGCAGAUCUACACUCACUACCGUCCCCUCCGCGACAGCCCACUACCAGUCCUCAUCGUCGCGACUUCCCUCCCCCACCCGCUUCGGAGUCUUUUCACCCUCAUUGACCACAACUCCCGCCUAGCCCUGUUCUUCCAACGCGACCGCUUCAGCCACCACUCCUGGAAUUUCCGCGACAAAUUCGCCCUGCACGCGCGCUACGGCCGGUCCUUCUUCCUGGUGACGCCGGGGGGCCGGGAAUUUAUCACCGCGGACCGCCCCGUCGCAGACCAGAUCCUCCUGCGGCGGAGGGCGUUCCCCAAACCAUUAAGGCUGCUUGACAACUUAGAGCUGUUCGGACCGCAUCUUGCUUCGGUCGAAGACACAACCUGGCAGCGCCACCGCCGUAUCACCGCCAGCGCCUUCACCGCGUCCACCGACCAGAUCGUCUGGACCGUCUCCCUCGCCCGCGCGGCGCAGCUGGUCGCCACCCGGCCUAGUACAACCACCACCACCAGCACAAGCACAUUCCCCGACCUCGCCGACGCAAGCCUCGACGUGCUGCUCAAGGUCUGCCUCCCCACCACAACCCCCUUAGAUCCGACCUUCAGCCCGCAGGAGUGCAAAACCGCCCUCCUCCGCUUCCUGGGGAUACUCACCGCCCCGACGGGGUGGAGAUGGGGAUGGAGCCUCCUCCCCUGGCGCCGGAGUCAGGGCUCACGGGGUCUGUGGGCAGGGGCGUGCGAGCUCCGGGGGAGUAUCACGCAGCUCGUGGACUACCGUCGCCACCGGCUGGAUGGGACCGUGCAUGGGGAUCUGCUCUCGACAUUGCUGUGGUGCGAGGGUAGCGCUGGCAACGGCAACGGCAACAGGGAGUAUAUGUCCCCGGACGAGAUCCGGGGCAAUGUGUUUUUGUUUCUGUUUGCCGGGCAUGAGACCACCGCGAAUACGUUGCUGUAUGCCGUGUAUCUUUUGGCCAUCUUUCCGAGGUGGCAGGAGUGGGUGGUGCGGGAGAUGGACUUCUUGCUGAAGGGCGUGGGAAGGGAGGAGGAGCCGGGGUUUGAGGUGUUGGAGGGGUUGGUGAGGUUGAGGGCUGUUUUGAUGGAGACGCUGAGGCUUUAUGGCCCCGUUGUGAAUGUGCUGCGCGAGACGCGCGAGCAGGACCAGAUGAUUAAGGCGGAGAUUCCGUUCGUCAUUCCGGGACACACCUCCAUCCGAGUCAAUAGUGUAGCGCUGCAUACGGAUCCUGAGACUUGGGGAAGUGAUGCCGCGGAGUGGAGGCCGUCGCGGUGGGUGGUUGGGUCGUCAACCGGACAGCCCGGGGAGGAUGUGUACAACACGGAGAUGGAGCGGAGGCUCAUCGCUUGGUCGGAGGGGCCGAGAGUCUGUCCUGGCAAGCGGUUCUCCCAAAUUGAGAUCCUGGCGGUGCUGCUGCAGCUGUUUCGACGGCAUAGAGUCGAAAUCGUGCCUCAACCGGGAGAGACAGUUGAGGAGGCACGGCAGCGGGCUUAUGCGCGGGUGCAGCAGAGCACAAUGAGUUUGACUCUGCAUAUUCCCCAGCCGGAGAAGGUGUGCUUACGGUGGGAGCGGCGGAGAGAUAGUAAACUUGCUUAA